AUGUCGCAACCUGGUUCAGUAAAAGAACAUACUUUUAUUAGUUCCAACCAACUUAGAUUGCCCUACGAAGAAUACAAAACAGAGAAAGCAGACAUUAAUGAUACACCCUCAAUUAGCGAGGAUGUUGAGAGAUCAGAAAUUCUUCAAUUUAAUAAAUUUCCAUUUCCAGAUAAUAGCCACGAUUUUUUUGACAUCAGUCAUAACGGGAAAGAAAUUGUACUUCAACCAUCAGAUGCAACUCAGGUAAAUAGAUCAAGAGAUCUUAGUAACUAUGUCUUCAAUCAUUUCAUUCAAGAAGAAGACACAUUAGUUGGAGAAUCUAUGAAAGAAAAAGACGCAGCAGAUAUUGGUGAUCUUUUAAAUUUGGAUUACGUUUUAAGCGAUGGAUGGACACCCAGCGAUUCAAAUAACAUCAAUCACUUCUCUAACUUUACACAAAUAUCAGAGCUGUCAAAAUGUCAGAUUAGUUCAUUUGGACAGGAUUAUCCUAUUCAUCAAGAAGAAGGACUCACAUCAGUAGACUAUCAAGAACAAGGUCAUAUCGAGACGGUGUUAGGAAAGACAGCAUCGAUUUCACCUAAUUUACCAGUAUCACACGGCAGUAGUGCUUCAGAGAGUCUUGCUAACUGCAAAAAAAGAGGCAGAAAGAGCUCGCAUUUUGAGCCAGGGGAAUCAUUAAACGAUCGAUUUUUAAAAUACAGUAAUUUUGGACAAGCCAAUGAUAAGGUCCCUUUAUCAGUAGUGGGAUCUUCUGUAACAUGUUUAUCAGUCGGAAUUGAUUAUGGGGGAUAUACAGGUACUAUUUUGGAGCUUAUUGAAGAUUGCCCUAGUCUCUUGAACAAUUACUGCAAACCCCAUAAUACUGAGGAACAAAAGCAAAACGCAUUGGUCUUGUAUCUGGACUUCAAUGGCCCAAUAUCGUCUGCUUCUGCUGUGAAGCAAAGAACGAAGUAUGUGAGAAAUAUUGAUGCUAUUCAAAAUUCUGUUCGAGAUAUAGUCUACAAAACUAGUUCAGUAUUUAGUUUACUGAACCCAUAUGAACCUCAAUAUUAUAGGUUCGAAUUGAAUGAAAAUGGGAAUCUUGCGAAUGAGACAAAAUGCGGGAUGUGUCCAUACUGCGAAGAAGUUAAAUUUCUUCCAUUCAAAAAUAGCAGUUAUCUUUCACAUUUAACAUUAGAACAUGGGAUCUUCUCUAACAAUUAUCUUACUCCUAACGGCCUCUACUAUGGUAAAUAUUUGAUCUCCAAGAAGGAUAAGAUUGGAGCUGAAAAGAAUAGUCCGAAAGCUCGUGAGGUUGAUGGAAUUCAAUGUCCACAAUGUUUCGAAGUGAUUGAGGUAGGUUGUUGGAGUAUGAAGUCAAAUAAAUUAUUGAGCUACUUUAGACAUUUCAAGAAUAAACAUGGAGAUGAAAUUGAUUUUUUAAAAGACAAAGCCAUACAAGAUCCAGCUAUUCAACCGCGAGGAAGGACAUUGAAAGUAAUUGAUUGA
Priceomyces carsonii is the source of this 1488-nucleotide messenger RNA. RefSeq names its product DUF4451 domain-containing protein. The record is from RefSeq and is a predicted model, not a curated record. Bases 1 to 1488 code for a protein of 495 amino acids. The transcript has a single exon. NCBI's taxonomy places the organism in Eukaryota, Fungi, Ascomycota, Pichiomycetes, Serinales, Debaryomycetaceae.